This is a messenger RNA of Populus euphratica (Euphrates poplar), 1048 nucleotides long. RefSeq names its product protein RALF-like 19. Lineage: Eukaryota; Viridiplantae; Streptophyta; Magnoliopsida; Malpighiales; Salicaceae. Gene Ontology annotation, biological process: calcium-mediated signaling. The record is from RefSeq and is a predicted model, not a curated record. Gene Ontology annotation, cellular component: plasmodesma. Bases 343 to 690 code for a protein of 115 amino acids. The transcript has a single exon.
GACAGAAAAAGUAGAUCCAAAUUACUAAUAAUGGACAGUCAAAAACAACAAAGAUUGGUUUCUAAUAAAAGGGUUGACAACAACACAAAUCCUAAACUAUAGAAAGAAAAACCUAAAAUCAACAGAUCUUGGCAUGAAAACAAGGAGUAUGAAACGGACACCCCCCAAAAUUCACAACCACAAAUCUUACCCUUCACCUCCUACCUCCAUCCCUCCCUUCUUUUAUCCCAGCAAGCUGAAAACCAUCCCAUCUUUUCUUUUUGUGUAUCCUUCUCUUCCCCUCCUCUAUUUGGAAGGGCAGGGUGUCGGCGUAUUUUAAAACCCUCUCUUGUGUUUGUUCCCAUGCCCAUAAUGGGUUCUAAGUUCUGGCUGGUUUUCCUCAUGUUGGCUACGGCCUUGGUUGUUGAGUCGACGACUUUUAUGGAUGAUGCUGACCUCUGGGGCCUGUCCACUUUAGGCCAUGACAAUAACGGAUUCGAAUUCAGCACUGAGAUGAUGAUGGAUUCUGAGAUCAAUCACAGGUUGCUGGCUCAGAAGACAAGGUACAUUAGCUAUGGAGCCCUAAGGGCUAACUCGGUCCCCUGCAAUCGUCGCGGGAGGUCUUACUACAACUGUAACAGGCGGCAAAGGGCUAAUCCUUACAGACGUGGAUGCAGCACCAUCACAAGGUGCCGUCGGUACACUCAUUAAUCAAUGAAGAGAAUGAUAACAGAAGAGAGAGCGCCAUUAUAGAAGAAAAGGGAAAGGAUAGUUGCCCUUUGAGCAUGCAUCAAUUUGGGAUUCUUCGGUUGUCAAUUUGUUAACUGCAUUUCCUCCUCUAACGCUACGCUGCAGUUUAAUAUGGUAUUUUAAUUAUGUCUUGUUAUUUGUUGUCUGUGUUCGUCUUUCAUAUUUGAUAUUAAAGGUCUCUCGUUGCUUCUGUAAUUGCAAGUCUGUGUCUCCUCUUCUUCUGAUUCUGAGCUUUAAAUGUAACUUUUGGAGGAAAUGAAAGGCUAGUAUUUUAUGUAAUUUUAAUUUAAUGAAAGUUUUGAUUAGGCUUUUCUCUGCA